Ambispora gerdemannii is the source of this 351-nucleotide messenger RNA. Lineage: Eukaryota; Fungi; Glomeromycota; Glomeromycetes; Archaeosporales; Ambisporaceae. The record is from the annotation of a GenBank genome assembly.
AUGGACUUGGACUGGUGUCUCACUUGCUCCCAACAUACUUCGGUAGACCUCGCGACAGCACCAGAAACAUCGUUGUCAUCUUCAACAACCACCGCUCCAUCAUACACACUGCACACAACUCCAUUAUUCUCGCUCCCAACGACAACUAGUGCUGCUAAUCUCUUGAGUACAAUAAACUCUAAAUCCACGGAAACUAUCAAUAACAAUAAUAAACGAUUUCCGAAAAAAAAGCCUUCGAUAACUUCAUGCAAUGGUGGUAAUAACAACAAUAAUGCUCCUUGGACCUCAAAAUUCCAGCAUCAUCGUCGCAAGUAUUAUCGACCGGUUCAACGAUUGUCUGUGAUGAUAUAA